AACGACAGUCAGCUUCAAACAGUUUUUCAAAAACAUUGCUGGUCCAGGGCAAAAAAAAAACAAAAUGCCCUAAACGUCAAAAUCGGAUUAGUACUAGAGUUUCCCAUAGAAAAUUUAGAAAAAAGUAAACAAAAAUAAAUAUCUCGCCAGAAAAAUCAAUUCACAAAGGUAGAGACUCUUGAAAAACAAUUGCAGAGGAUAAGAUAUCAAUAUAGAAAUCAGGGGUCCACGAAGAUGGCCAACCAGCCGGCUGUUACCCCUGGCCGAGUUCGCAACACAUCGUUAAAUCUGGAGAACAAGCUUAUCGGAGGCAAAUAUCGGGUAGUGAAACCCAUUGGAUCUGGUUCCUUUGGUGAUAUAUAUCUCGGACUGAGUGUUAAGGAUGCUUCGGAGGUGGCCAUCAAAGUGGAGGCGAACGAUGCCAAGUAUCCGCAACUGAUGUACGAGGCCAAGGUGUACGAACAGCUGAACCGCACUCCGGGAUUCCCCACACUGCUGCACUAUGGCAGCGAGAAGAACUUCAAUGCCAUGGUCAUAGAACUCCUGGGUCCCUCCCUCGAGGAACUCUUCAAUGUCUGCAAGCGACGAUUCUCGCUGAAGACCGUACUCAUGCUGACCGACCAACUGCUGAUGCGCAUAGAGUGUGUCCACGAACUGGGAUUCAUACAUCGCGACAUUAAGCCCGAUAACUUCCUGAUGGGCGUGGGCAGCCACUUCAAUAAACUGUUCCUCAUCGACUUUGGCCUGUCCAAGCGGUACAAGGACAGCGAGUCGGAGAUGCAUAUACCCUAUCGCAAGGAUCGUAAUCUCACGGGCACCGUUCGCUAUGCCUCGAUAAAUGCCCAAAUGGGCGUAGAACAAUCCCGCCGCGAUGACAUGGAGUCCUUGUGCUAUUGCAUGAUGUACUUUAAUCUGGGAAAGUUACCCUGGCAGGGCAUUACGGCCGCCAACAAGAAGCAAAAGUACGAGAAGAUAUUGGAGAAAAAGAAGAGCAUUACAAUCCCAGAACUGUGCCAGGGCUUUCCCUCUGAGUUUAGCCUGAUGAUGCACUACGUCCGGAAUCUUCGCUUCAAGGAACCGCCGGAUCACGUCUAUCUCCGCCAGCUUUUCCGCAUCCUUUUGCGCACGCUGAACCAUCAGUAUGACUACAUUUACGAUUGGACCCAGCUGCAGCAGCAAAAGGAUCAACUGCGUGGUAACAGGGAGCGGGAUCGGGAGCGGGAACGGGAGCGGGAUCGGGAACGGGAACGGGAUCGGGAAAGGAAUAAGGAUCAAAAUUUGGAGCGGGAUCGUGAGCGUCGCCGUGAAAGGGAGCGUCAAAAGGAGCGUAUCAGAGAACGUGAACAGGAUCGUCUGCUCAGAUCUUUCGCCCAUCAGGCGGAUCGAUCUUAUGGCCACCUAUCGAGCAGAUAUGAUUGCAUUGGGGAUGGGACCCUCAACAAGCGAAAGUAAUACCAUGGACUAACCAUAACACUUAUCUGUAACAUAAAUAUAUCAAAAUUAUUUUCAUUUAA
This is a messenger RNA of Drosophila subpulchrella, 1514 nucleotides long. RefSeq names its product casein kinase I. The record is from RefSeq and is a predicted model, not a curated record. The transcript has a single exon. The coding region runs from base 235 to 1452 and encodes 405 amino acids. Gene Ontology annotation, cellular component: nucleus; cytoplasm. NCBI's taxonomy places the organism in Eukaryota, Metazoa, Arthropoda, Insecta, Diptera, Drosophilidae. Gene Ontology annotation, molecular function: ATP binding; protein serine/threonine kinase activity. Gene Ontology annotation, biological process: peptidyl-serine phosphorylation; negative regulation of canonical Wnt signaling pathway; signal transduction.